UAAAAUAAAAACGAAGCACACCGAACACAGCCUUAAGCUGCACCGCCAAUCCUAUCGUAUCAUCCAAAAUCGCAGAGAUUUCUUAUUCUUCUCAAAAUUCCGCCAUUGAAAUCCCCCCAAACCUCGCCACCAUGCCUCCAGAUCUUCACCACCACCACAACAACCAUGCCGUACAAUCGCCAUCGCCGAAACCGAACCAGAAGGUUCUCUCCCUCAUCCUCAAAGCCCUCAUUAUGAUCUUUAUAACCUCUCUUUUCUUCCUCUUCGUCGGAGUCGCCGCCAUUCUCUUCCUCUGUCUCGCCGGAGGGGCCUUACAUCGUCGCCGUCUCCGAGGCGGUGAGCCCCGGCUUCCGAAUUCCUCGCGUGGAUUCUCGCCUCGGGACCUAAGGUGGCUUCCCCAAUUUCGGUGCCAUAAGGGAAUCGAGGGCGAGUGUGUGGUCUGCUUGGAUGGGUUUAGGGAAGGUCAAUGGUGCAGAAGACUCGUCGCUUGUGAUCACGUCUUUCACCGGAGGUGUCUUGAUACGUGGUUGGUUAAGGUCCCGGCUUGUCCGAUUUGCCGGGCACGCGUACGGUUGGAUUUGGGUGAUACGGCGUCGUCUUCGUCGCUCGAUUUGGCUGAAGAGGCUAAGCAGUGGUGGGGAUUUAAUGGGUGACACCGGAUUUGAGGGUUUGGUUAGGCAUGUAAGUUCUGCUAAAGCUUUGGAGAUUUUGUAUAAUAUGUUGCUUGGGUUUUUGAUCUAAUGUAUAGUAGUGGUAGGUUCUAAUUUGAAUAAGAAUUGCAGCAUGUUUUUUAUGCUUAUUUCUUUUUCAUAUGAUCAUAAUUAUAAUUUCCUUUCAAUGGAACUUAAUUGCUUAAAAAUGGAGGAAUUGUUGCUGUA
Humulus lupulus (European hop) is the source of this 878-nucleotide messenger RNA. RefSeq names its product RING-H2 finger protein ATL56. Lineage: Eukaryota; Viridiplantae; Streptophyta; Magnoliopsida; Rosales; Cannabaceae. The record is from RefSeq and is a predicted model, not a curated record. The transcript has a single exon. The coding region runs from base 132 to 653 and encodes 173 amino acids.